GGCCCGCCCCUCUAGCAGCAUGGAACCCGCCUGGCGCCCUCAGCCCUGAGCCCAGCGUGGUGUCUGCGUGAAAUCCAAAACUGCGUGUGGAGCCCAGCACCUUUGCUACCUGUGAUCUAAGGCACAGAGAUGAAGAUGAUGUAAAUGCCUAGAAGAAUACCAAACAGGCAAACCUUUGAUUGUUGUCAACCUGGGCUGAAAAUCCUGACGUACAGAACUUCACUACUGAUCAGGAUGAAAGAGUGGUGGAUUCAGGUGGGGCUGCUGAGCGUACCCCUCCUUGCUGUUUACUUGCACAUCCCUCCACCUAAGCUGUCCCCAGCCCUUCACUCAUGGAGGGCAUCAGGAAGGUAUUUCACAUACAAGACCCAACACAUCUUUUAUAGAGAUUCAUCAGGUGCACUCGGCAGUUCAGAUAUUGUGGUUCUGUUACACGGCUUCCCAACCUCCAGCUACGAUUGGUACAAGAUUUGGGAAGGGCUGACCCAGCGAUUUCACAGAGUGAUCGCUCUGGAUUUUGUAGGAUUCGGUUUCAGUGACAAGCCUAGGCCCCAUCGCUAUUCCAUUUUUGAGCAGGCCAACAUCGUCGAGGGGCUGCUGGGGCACCUGGGUCUCCGAAAUCAGAGGAUCAACCUCCUGUCUCAUGACUAUGGAGACACAGUUGCACAGGAACUGCUCCACAGGUAUGAACACAAUAAAACUGGAUGUGUCCUGAUCAACAGCCUCUGUUUAUCCAAUGGAGGUAUUUUCCCAGAAACUCAUUACCCCCGGAUCAUUCAGAAGAUUCUCAAGGAUGGUGGCCUACUGUCCCCCAUCAUCACGCGGCUAAUGAACUACUACUUCUUCUCCAGAGGACUUGGGGCAGUCUUUGGUCCGUAUACGCAGCCUUCAGCGGCGGAAUACUGGGACAUGUGGACAGCAAUCCGGACAAAUGAUGGAAACCUUGUUGUUGACAGUAUUUUACAGUAUAUAAAUCAAAGAAAGAAGCACAGAGACCGUUGGGUUGGGGCUCUGACAUCCACCUCUGUUCCAUUGCAUCUAAUCUAUGGGCCCUUGGAUCCUGUGAAUCCAUAUCCAGAGUUUCUUCAGCUCUACAGGAAAGUGCUUCCUAUGUCUACUGUCUCUGUUCUGGAUGACCACAUUAGCCACUAUCCACAGCUUGAAGAUCCUACAGGCUUCCUGAAUGCAUAUUUGAACUUCAUCAACUCCUUCUGAGCAGCAAGGUGGUCUUUCCCUCUCAUGCUUUGGCUCAGUGGUGUCUACUGUAUGAGCCAGGGUGCUUUCAUUUCCAGAUCUGACACUUCACUUUCCUGUUCUGUGCAGAGUGAUCUUUGGGUAUGUUAGACUGCUGCAUACGCGUAAGGAAUUGAACCUUUGAACACUGGGAAGGAUUAACCUAAAGGGAGGCAUGAAAGACAAUGUGCACAUCCAAGGGAAGUUAGGGGAUACUGAUAGCAGUUCUGGCCCUGGGCUGACUUCCUAGGCCGGAGGGCACAGUUGGGAACUAGUGGUGAGGGAGAGGUAGGUCACUGCUAAUCAUGCUAUUCCAAGACUCCUUCCCUGUCCUUGUGGCCAGAAGAAGCCCAGCCUAUCCCAGGAAGCCAGAACCCCAUUUGCAACCACAUGCCAUUUAGUUUGUUUCCAGAACAGUAGCUCUUUCUCUUCUCUGAAAGUGCAUUUAACUGAGCUACUGUCUAGACAAGUUUUAAAAUGGGAAAAUACCUACAUUAUAAAGAUGUGAACUAGUAAUUAGUUGUCAGGCCUUGUUACCUAAUUCUUCAUUUGAAGGGCUUGUCUACACAUUGACUAUGCUGCUCUAGUUAGGGCAGCAAAAUCCCCUUUGUGUGAAUAGUUAUACUGUGGUGAGAGUGCUCAGCUUGGCAGAACUGUCUACAGAAGGGCUUUUACUGGCACAGCAUCUCCCCUGACUAACCCUGUUGUACCAGUAAAAUGUAAGCGUGGAACAGUCCUAAAAGGCAAGUUUCCUUCACCACCUAACCUCUGUUAUUAGUACUCAACUCCAUAAUGCAAUAACAAGGUGCAAAUUAAGGUGCAUUGUAGCCUCACCAGUGUGUCUUGGAAGAGAUGUGCUCUACUGUACAUACAGUGCCAGAAUCAGCCUGAAGCAUAAAGUCAAGAGGGCUCUUUACUUGAAGUGUUAUUUUCAGAAGCUAUGUGUAUACUACACAAUUUAUAACAAUCCUAAGACUGAUUGCCAAUAUUAAAGCAAUAACUAUCCU
Mauremys reevesii (Reeves's turtle) is the source of this 2240-nucleotide messenger RNA. It is a transcript of the gene MEST, whose product is annotated as mesoderm specific transcript. Lineage: Eukaryota; Metazoa; Chordata; Testudines; Geoemydidae. Bases 145 to 1215 code for a protein of 356 amino acids. Gene Ontology annotation, molecular function: catalytic activity. The transcript is spliced from 14 exons. The record is from RefSeq and is a predicted model, not a curated record.